AUGAUGAACACGAUAUUUACUCCACCAAUGUACAUACAACGAUACGAAUUUGUCAUCGACUUCGUCAAAAAGAACAAACCCAAAAAGGUACAAAACUACUUUGCGUGGUUGUUCAGUUGUGGCUGCUAUCUAAACAACCCACAUGUAACGUUAGCUAGCUAGCUAAUCGCAGAACUACACGAUUUAGAUGCAGGACCGUCUUAUCAUAUGUUAAGUCUGUCCCCCUAAUUGAAAAUAAAUGGGGAAAAUUAUUUAUCAACUUAUCUGUAAUAGGCCCAUUACAACUUACAACUGUCUUUUCCGUGUGCUUGUCCAUUCUCUUCUUCAGGUGGUAGACUUGGGAUGCAAUGACUGCACUCUCCUGAGGAAGCUGAAGUUUCACCGAGAAAUUGAACUGCUUGCUGGACUGGACAUUGACAGUGCAGUUAUCAGGGAUAAAAUGUGUGUCUGAAAAGUUUUUUAUUAAGUUACUUCAACGAAUAAAAUAUAUUGUCCAUUGAUUUGUGAGAUCCUAUUCAAUGACCUAGGCAUACCAGUAUGAGACUGUCUUAAUUUAUCACAACCUAAAAACUAAGGACCUUUACAAUUAAAUCCUGAGCAGGUAUGAACUGGCGCCGAUUCCAACUGACUACCUGCAGCCAGGUGAUCAUCCCCUGACCAUUGAGCUGUACCAGGGGUCAGUCACAGAGAGGGAUCCCCGCACCAAAGGAUUUGAUCUGGUGACGAGUAUUGAGCUGUAAGUGACUGGAAGUCUGGGUGACUAUGGGAGUGAUUAGCCCUUAGACAAUGAUUUACUACUUUUUCAGAUACUGCAUUGUAUGAGCACCGACAUACCGGUACAUCAUGUGCCCUUGUGGUAUUUUAAGUUAACCACAAAUGUGCUCUCUCUCUACAGCAUUGAGCACCUGCAACUUGAGGAAGUGGAUAGGUUCACUGAGGUUGUGUUUGGCUACAUGGCCCCAGUAGCAGCGAUCAUUAGCACCCCAAACGCUGACUUCAACCCCCUGCUCCCCGGGCUGACAGGGUUUAGACACUAUGACCACAAGUUUGAGUGGACUAAAGCUGAGUUUCAGACCUGGUAUGUGUACAUUACCAUGGAGUCAGUAUGCCUGUAUUAGAAUCAUCAAUCUAAAAGGUAUACAUUUCUUUCUUUCUUAUUUGUACUUUAAAAGUUUGCACUCACCCUCUCUCGGUCUUCUCCCUCCAUCCCUCCCAGGGCUAUGAAGGUGUGCAGAGAGUUUGGUUAUGUGGUGGCGUUUACAGGUGUUGGACAGAUACCAGCCCAGGAGGAGAGCAUCGGGUUUUGCUCUCAAAUCGGAGUGUUUCAGAGAGACAGGUCAGGAGGUGACGCAACACGUCUACAAAGUAAUGUCACAGAGGAGCAUCUCCCUUACAGACUGGUGAGGAGAGGCACAGAUGUUGAGUCUACUCGUUGUUUAAUCCUGUCUCAUUACCUGUGCGAUCAGAGGUUCAGUGUCACUUAUUUUUUGCAUGCGUUUCAGAAAGUGGUCAAUGAGAAUAAAAUAGGCCCCUCUGUCCUAACCUAUUCCUCACUUGGUCUUUCCCUUAACAUUCCUAUUUUCUCUCCAUACUCCAGCUAUACAACGUGGUCUACCCAAGCCUGUGUGACAGCAAUAUCUUCCAGAGGACCCUGGUGAAUGAGGUCCUGUACUGGGCUGAGACCCUGAGGAGACAGUGGCUGGAGGAGACAACUGGAGAGGGGGAGGAAGAAUCUAAACAGACAGAUGAAGAAGAAGAGGAUUGUUCGAGAGAAAGAAUGGAAAGAGAGGAGAGUCAGACAGGUGAAGAACAGGAGGACAGGGAGCGAGUGGAGGCGGAUGGUAGAGGGUUUGAGGUAGAGAAUGAGGAGGUAGAGGUACAGGGUAGAACAGACAGGGGACAGGAGGAGCCCUACAGAGAAGGGCAGUCUGUGUGUGUGUCCCUGGUCAGGUUGUGGUCCUGCCCCAGAGUGCAGGCUUUGAGUGGGACAGUCCAGCGUCUCACAGAGGUACUACUGGAGGACUCUAGAGUACAGCUAACCAACGAUGGCACUGCCGUGGUGUUGGCGGACAGCGAUGAUGAAGAUUUGGAGUGGGUUGAGACCUGUGAUAACACAGGGACGGGUCAGUUCUUGGUCAGUAGUGUGGAGAACGAGGACUGGGAGACAGAGCUUGGGUGA
Molecule: messenger RNA, 2179 nt
Organism: Coregonus sp. 'balchen'
Lineage: Eukaryota; Metazoa; Chordata; Actinopteri; Salmoniformes; Salmonidae
Source: the annotation of a GenBank genome assembly